Molecule: messenger RNA, 1318 nt
Organism: Prorocentrum cordatum
Lineage: Eukaryota; Dinophyceae; Prorocentrales; Prorocentraceae
Source: the annotation of a GenBank genome assembly
AUGCGUGCGUCGCCCGGCAGCUGCCCCGCGAUCUGCCCCGACCUCAGCGAGGUCUUGGCGGAGCUCCACGAGCAGCGGCGUGAGCGCGAGCGGCGGGCCGCUGGGCGCGCAGAGGCGCUGCGAUCGGGCGUGCCCUGGCACGUCGAGUUGGUGACGGCUAUCCUGGGGAGCCUGGCCUUCUAUGCGCGCGCGGUGCUUCUCCUGUGCGGGGGCGAGCCGAACCUAUGGCACGAGGCCAGCAUCCUCCGCAAGAGCUCCGAGACGUGCUACCGGAGGAUCCACGGCGAGGACCCUCCAGUGAACAAUUGGCUCUGGUGGAUUCUGACAGUGGACGGCGACGUGUGCCCGCAGGAUCUCUCCGUGCCUGGGGACCUACAGUUCACUCACGUGAAGAAGGGCGAUGCUGACGCCAUGAUGGUGGUGACUCCUGGGGGGGCCCUGCAGUGCUACUCCGCCGCCGCCGACUCGAUCGACGAGCGUCAUUACAACUGGGCCCACCAGCUGAACUCGAGUGGCGACCGCUCGGUGCACGAGCACUUCUACAUCAUGAAGGUUCUCGAGCUGGCGGCCGGGGUCGACCAGCUCAACAUCCCCGCGCUGGUCUCUCUGGAGGCGCUCGGGAGGCGUGCCAUGCUGAUCGAGCAGGCGCACCUCAAUUCUCCUGGCAGCCCCGACUACACCGGGGCCGACGACUUCAUGGGCUGGGGGCCGGGCCGUGGCAGGGCUCUGGUGGCCCCAACUUUGGUCAAGCACGUGGCUGAGAAGGCUCGCGACAAGGCGUCGGUAUAUAAGGAGUUGCGCAAGCACAAUGAGGAGCUUCGUUUGAGGAGGCCGCCCAAAGGACGACGUCGGCUCACGGACGAGGUGAGUGAGAGCAUUUGGGCCCUCAACUGGCUCGUGGGUUCUUCCACCGCCAAUGCCAAGUUUUCUUCUCUUGGGCAGCGGGCCACCGUUGACCACCUGUACGAGACCAUCAAUUCUUUUCGGCCGCCGCCUCAGGCGGUCUCAGACGAGGAAGCCAUGCGUGCGCUUCUCGGCAGCAGAGCCCCUUAUGGCGGGGACGAUGACUUGACAGUGGUUCCCUACGACCGUGCUCUGGCUAUCCCCGGUGACGGGCGAGUUCCCGUGCCCCUUGCCGAGGUGUUGCCGCUGGACGCCGCAAAGCUGAUCGUAGAUUUUGACACCCACCUGAUCAAGGACGACAGCCAGUGGGGAGCGGAGGUGGAGCGUGGUCUCGAGCACAUCGGUUCUUACAUGGACCCGCGGCUCCGCUUCAGCCGCAGCAGUUAUCUCAACUUCAUCGGGGUCCUGUUCAGAG